This is a messenger RNA of Benincasa hispida (wax gourd), 1956 nucleotides long. It is a transcript of the gene PHT4;1, whose product is annotated as phosphate transporter 4;1. Gene Ontology annotation, molecular function: transmembrane transporter activity. The record is from RefSeq and is a predicted model, not a curated record. Gene Ontology annotation, biological process: transmembrane transport. Lineage: Eukaryota; Viridiplantae; Streptophyta; Magnoliopsida; Cucurbitales; Cucurbitaceae.
UUCAAUUUUUUUCCCUUUUUUUUUCAGUCAUUUCUGCCACUGCCUGCGAAGUGGUGAACUUCGCCAUGAGCGCCGGAGCUCUUCUUUACUCUUUCUCCCCAACGCCUCCAAGUCCCUCCGAUUCCUCCAAGAAAUUCUCCCUCUCAGAUCGGAGGCUCAAAUUUCCCUCACGAUUUCACCUCACUGUUCUUCCAGAGGAUCGAUGCUUCGUUUUACAGGUUUCUGCUCCACGACAUUCCGGCGGAAGAGGGAAUUGGAGGCUUUGGACCGAUGUCAAGUCCAAGCCGUACGACGUGUCUAACAAAGCUCCGAAAUCGAUGAAGUUUGAGAGCUCGAUCGGAAAAUCGGUGCUCGAUGACGAAGAAGAAGAGCUCGGCGAUGAACUUCCAUGGUGGAAACAGUUCCCUAAACGAUGGCUUAUCGUCACCUUGUGUUUCUCCGCUUUCCUUCUUUGCAAUAUGGAUAGAGUAAAUAUGAGCAUCGCUAUACUUCCGAUGUCAGCAGAGUAUAAUUGGAAUCCACAAACUGUUGGUUUAAUACAAUCCUCAUUCUUCUGGGGAUAUCUCCUCACUCAGAUUGCUGGUGGGAUAUGGGCAGAUACAGUUGGGGGAAAGCUGGUUCUGGGAUUUGGUGUGAUAUGGUGGUCGGUUGCCACAGCUCUCACACCUGUAGCAGCAAAAAUUGGCCUGCCCUUCUUGCUUGUCGUUCGUGCAUUCAUGGGGAUCGGUGAGGGAGUUGCAAUGCCUGCCAUGAACAAUAUACUCUCCAAAUGGGUUCCUGUAGCAGAAAGAAGCAGAUCAUUAGCACUUGUUUAUAGUGGGAUGUACCUUGGUUCAGUAACAGGCCUUGCCUUCUCACCAUUUUUAAUACAUCAGUUUGGAUGGCCAUCAGUUUUCUUCUCCUUUGGCUCUCUCGGUGCGGUUUGGUUCGCUGUGUGGCUUAAUAAGGCACACAGUUCACCACUUGAUGAUCCUCAACUGAGACCACAAGAAAAGAAGCUGAUUUUUGCAAAUAGUGUUUCCAAGGAACCUGUUAAAACUAUACCUUGGGGACUGAUCUUGUCCAAAGCACCAGUAUGGGCUCUUAUAGUUUCUCAUUUUUGUCACAAUUGGGGGACAUUUAUUCUAUUGACAUGGAUGCCAACAUACUAUCACCAGGUCCUGAAGUUCAAUCUAACAGAAUCUGGCCUUCUUUGUGUUCUUCCGUGGUUAACAAUGGCGUUUUCUGCAAACCUUGGAGGCUGGAUCGCCGACACACUUGUGAGCAGAGGCCUCUCAGUGACUACCGUUCGAAAGAUUAUGCAAAGUAUUGGAUUUCUUGGCCCUGCAUUCUUCUUGACCCAGUUGAGCCAUGUUGAUUCUCCGGCGAUGGCGGUUUUGUGCAUGGCCUGCAGCCAGGGAACUGAUGCAUUCUCUCAAUCCGGUCUAUAUUCGAACCACCAAGAUAUUGCACCACGAUAUUCUGGAGUGUUACUUGGUUUAUCGAACACAGCUGGAGUUCUAGCAGGUGUCUUUGGGACAGCGGCUACAGGUUACAUCUUGCAACACGGUUCAUGGGAUGAUGUUUUCAAGGUUUCAGUUGGGUUGUACUUGGUUGGAACAGUGGUUUGGAAUCUCUUCUCAACGGGUGAGAAAAUAUUGGACUAACCUUCUAGAUGAAUCUUUUGACCUUCUUUCACUACACAAACCCCUGCCCUCAUUUCCCAACUAAUUCUUGGAAAAAUUGCUGCUCACAAACAUUGGAAAGAUCUUGCUAGAAAGCAAAGCCCACUGUAUAGUAGAUUCUCUUGGAGGGUUUUUGAUCCUUGGAAAAAAAAGAGAUUUUUUUUUCACCCCUACUGGUUACCACAUUAAAUAUUUUUGGUGAUUUAAGUAAAUAUUUAUAAAUAAAUCAUUUGUCCAGUGUAUAUUUUCACAUUGAUCUCCUAAUAAGUCAGAGGUAAUAAUUUUUAGGUUA